Messenger RNA from Gorilla gorilla gorilla (western lowland gorilla), 1026 nucleotides. RefSeq lists its product as uncharacterized. The record is from RefSeq and is a predicted model, not a curated record. The transcript has a single exon. NCBI's taxonomy places the organism in Eukaryota, Metazoa, Chordata, Mammalia, Primates, Hominidae. The coding region runs from base 1 to 444 and encodes 147 amino acids.
AUGACUGAAGGCCUCUUUAUUUCGUGCUCUGCUGUUCGUGUAAAACCCAAUCGCAGAGCGGGUCUCAGGCGGCGCUCGCCUGCGUUUCUACUCUCAGCCAAUCAGAAAACCCGACUCUUCGCAUUGGGGUCAAGCCCCCGCUGCGGCCCGCGUGCUGACGGGGAGGAAGCUUCCAGCUGUGCCUGGGUCUCUCGUGCGCCGAGGGCAGCCUGCGCCCGUGCUAAGCCCGCCUCCCGCGCGCCCGAGGGCCCGGGGUCCCGGAAGACGCGCGGGGGUGAGGCGGCCCUCGCGUCCGCCCGCCCCGCCACAGAUUGCCUCCGAAGUGGCCUGGCCGUGGAGCGCCGGCGAAAACCGAACUCCCGCCUGGCUCCCGGACUCGGGAGCCUGCCGGGGUCUCGCCCUCAGGACCCCCAGGGAGCGGCCGGGCGCCGCCUAUCACCCUGACCCACCGCCCCUUGAGAGCGCUUUCACUGCGCGUCUUUUUUCUCCUCUACCAAUCUGGAAAGGAAGUGAGUGUCAUUUCAAACAUUGAGAAACAUUAUUCAACACUGGUUACCCAAUGACUCAGCUCACUCCUUAACCGCAGGCUUCCACAUCCUGCUGUCCCUUAAAAUUGCCUUCACAAAGGGCAGCCAAGAGCCCAGCUUUGGAGAGAUACCCAGCUCCAACUACCCACUGGCAGGCAAUACGCAGGGCAGCUAGAUGGCAGAGAGACCUUGGACCUUCGGACCUUCAGGGAGCGGUUUUCCCUUCCGUGAUAUCUACCUUGCUACGUUCGUGAUUAUCUACCUUGCUACGUUAUUUUGAAGAUUAAGUGAGCUCUUACUUUACCGAGUAAAGUGCUUUGCUUAGCACACUGUCUGGAACUUAAAUGAGAAGUACUGACAAUAUAACCUACAAAAAUCCUAAACUAUUGCCUAACUGAGAAAAAGAGGGAGACAGGACAGCUAAGCAAAAGACGAGGAUAGAAAACACCCACAGCGGGAAAAACUGUAAAAUUAACUCAAUAGUAUUCUCUUUACUGUU